UUUCUUGAGUCUCUUCUCAUUCUAUUACAUGUCAUCCUCUUCCUCUGCAUAUAUAGUAAAACCAUAUAUAGUCUCACUAAAACUAAUAUCUCCUAACAUUGUACUAGUGAGAAAGGCCAGGAAAGUGAGCAUCUUGUUUAUGUAAUUUGGAAGUCAACUUUGGGUCACAGAGCUCUACAAAAUAAUGGUGUAUAACAUCAUAUCUUGUUCUUAUUUAUAUAUUUGGUUCUUAUUAUCCUCCUACAUGACGGUAACUUCCACUUCACUGGACAGUAUAGCAGUGAGUGAAUCUAUCCGAGAGGGUGAGACUUUAGUUUCAGCAGAUGGAACUUUUGAAGUGGGUUUCUUCAGCCCUGGAAAUUCAACAGGUCGAUACUUGGGUGUAUGGCACCGCAAUAUAACCCCUUUAACAGUGAUAUGGGUGGCCAACCGAGAAACACCUCUCCACAAUAAUUCAGGAGUUUUAAAACUCAAUCAAAGUGGCGUUCUUGUAAUUCUCAAUAGCACAAACAACAGUGUUUGGUCGUCCAACAUAUCAAGCCAAGCAGUGAGUAAUCCAAUAUCGCAGCUCUUGAACUCAGGAAAUCUUGUGGUGAAAAAUGGACAAGGCACCGACGAGGACCAGUUUUUAUGGCAAAGUUUUGAUUAUCCCGGUGAUACAUUUCUGUCGGGAAUGAAGCUUGGUUGGAACUUAGAAACUGGUCUAGAAAGGUUUCUAUCAUCUUGGAAAAGUGAAGAUGAUCCAGCUAAGGGAGACUAUUCUAUAAAACUCGACCUUAGAGGAUAUCCGCAAAUUUUUAGAUUCAAGGGAUCUUCAAUAGAAUCUAGACUAGGGUCAUGGAAUGGCCUUACUUUUACGGGAUAUCCAACUCGUCUGGUGGCACCAAAAGAUAGAUAUGAAUUCGUUUUGAAUGAAAAAGAAGUGUAUUGUGAGAAUCAUCUCAUAGACAGAUCCAUGUUUUCUAUAUAUACCCUGAUCCCUUCAGGCGUGGGGCAAAAUUUAGUUUGGACAAGUCAAACAAGCAGCAAGCAAGUUAUAUCAAUUGGAGGAGAGGACCCGUGUGAAAGUUAUGGCUUCUGUGGUGCAUAUUCUAUAUGCAAGACGGAUGAUAACAAUUUUCCAUCUUGUGAAUGCCUCAAAGGACUUGUUCCCAAGUUUCCUGAACAAUGGAAUGUUUCAAAUGGGUCUAACGGUUGUGUUCCAAGGAAUAAAUCUGAUUGUAGUAACAGUACUAACACGGAUGGGUUCUGGAGGUACACUGCCAUGAAAUUACCAGACACUUCUUCAUCAUGGUAUAGUAAGACAAUGAACAAUGAGGAAUGUCGGAUAUUAUGUCUGAAAAACUGUUCUUGUACAUCAUUUGCUAAUUUGGAUAUCCGUAAUGGAGGAAGUGGCUGUUUACUUUGGUUUCAUGAUCUGAUUGACAUGAGGCAAUUCUCUCAGGGGGGACAAGACCUUUAUAUCAGAGUCCCUGCUUCAGAACUAGAAGUUCAUGUUGCGGUAAAUGGCCAUGGGGACAACAAGAAAAAGCUGGUAGGAAUCACAGUUGGUGUGAUUUUUACCGUAUUAACUACAUUCGUCACCACAAUGACACUUAGAAAGCGAGGUGUAGCAAGCAAAAUUUACGGGACACAUUUCAACAAUAGACUGAGGAAUGAAGACAUUGAUCUGCCAACAUUUGAUUUGGCAAUCAUAACUAAAGCUACAGAAAACUUUUCAAGCAGUAACAAGCUGGGAGAAGGUGGCUUUGGACCAGUAUACAAGGGAAAACUCAAUGAUGGGCAACUGAUAGCUGUGAAAAGGCUUUCAAACAAGUCUGGACAAGGAAUUGAAGAGUUCAAGAAUGAAGUAGUGUUGAUAGCUCAACUCCAGCACCGAAAUCUUGUUAAGCUUCUUGCUUGCUGCAUUCAAGGAGAAGAAAAAAUGUUGAUAUAUGAAUACAUGCCUAACAAAAGCUUGGACUACUUUAUUUUUGAUGAAACGAGAAGGAAGGUCUUAGAUUGGGCUAAGCGUUUCAACAUUAUCACUGGCAUUGCUCGAGGACUUCUCUAUCUUCAUCAAGACUCUAGACUGAGGAUUAUUCAUAGAGAUCUAAAAACCAGCAAUGUUCUACUAGAUGCAAAUUUGGAUCCAAAAAUAUCGGACUUUGGCUUGGCUCGAAUAUUUUUGGGAGAUCAAGUGGAGGCAAACACAAACAGGGUGGCUGGAACAUAUGGUUACAUGUCUCCUGAGUAUGCCGUGUUCGGGCAUUUCUCAAUGAAAUCAGAUGUGUAUAGUUAUGGUGUGAUAAUACUAGAGAUUGUAAGUGGGAAGAAGAACAGAGAAUUUUCAGACCCAGAACACUACCGUAACCUUCUUGGACAUGCAUGGAAAUUAUGGGCCGAUGAGAGGGCACUAGGGCUAUUGGAUGAAGUUCUAGGAGAACGAUGCACACUCUCUGAAGUCAUGCGAUGCAUACAUGUGGGCUUAUUAUGCGUGCAACAAAGAUCAGAAGAUAGGCCAGACAUGUCAUCUGUGGUUUUAAUGUUGAAUGGUGAGAAAUUAUUGCCAAAACCAAAGUUUCCUGGCUUUUACACUGAAGUACAUUCUUUGUCGGCAAAUUGUGACCUGUGCUCAGCUAAUGGAAUUUCCAUUACAGUGUUAGAUGGAAGAUAGGAUAUGGAAGCAAGAAAUGACAAGGUUUCCCCUUCCAAUUUUGGAUGAACAUACAUAAGUAGGGAAAUAACAUUUUGUAAAUGAUG
Molecule: messenger RNA, 2742 nt
Organism: Gastrolobium bilobum
Lineage: Eukaryota; Viridiplantae; Streptophyta; Magnoliopsida; Fabales; Fabaceae
Product: G-type lectin S-receptor-like serine/threonine-protein kinase At4g27290
Exons: 7
Coding region: 185-2656 (823 amino acids)
Biological process (GO): recognition of pollen; protein phosphorylation
Molecular function (GO): protein serine/threonine kinase activity; ATP binding
Source: RefSeq, a predicted model, not a curated record